Messenger RNA from Drosophila eugracilis, 1600 nucleotides. RefSeq lists its product as uncharacterized. NCBI's taxonomy places the organism in Eukaryota, Metazoa, Arthropoda, Insecta, Diptera, Drosophilidae. The record is from RefSeq and is a predicted model, not a curated record. Bases 296 to 1396 code for a protein of 366 amino acids. The transcript has 5 exons.
AAGCGAGUGGAUAUCGGCUCGGAAUCGAAGGGGAAAUUAUAAAUACAAAAAUAAAAGCACCUGUCCAAUCGACUUUUUUAUUUUUAAAGAGCCAUUAUCGUUGGGUUAUCUGUAAAAUAAACGACUUGCAAAACGCGAAGCGAAACUUAUUGUCCGGCGUGAUCGUUCAGUUGGCCAACGGACGUCGCGUACUGCAAAAGCGCACUCAACCAGAACAUAAGAUCGAUUUAAAUCGCGCAUCCGGGGGCGUGAGAAUUAAUAGUUAUAGUGCUGUUCCACUAAAAGUCACUGCAAUAUGUAUCCACCGGCGGCAACGAAAAUCAAGCACUUUGGCUCUCUCAGAACGGCCGUAGUUUGGGCCGGAAUACUCGGAGUGGCUCAAUCUAUUAUCUGGAUGGGACUGACCAUUACAGCCAUUUGUGCCUUCAACUGUGUGCUGUACAUCACAAAUUAUCUUACUUUUGGCACCUUGGUCAAGACAGUAUUCUUCGACCUGUACUUCAAGGGUGGCUGUAGGAUGAGUCCCAACGAUUACCAGAACUACGACCAAACUAUUUUGAAUACGGUGAACACUGUGUUCGAUCCCAGUCAGAUACUGAUCUGGGAUUCUGUGUAUUUGGGAGUUUCCGUCUGCUGGCUCAUCGUCUCCAUUGUGCUGCUACUGUCGGUGCGCAAGGACAACCCAAAGCAGACUCUGGUCGCCAUAUAUACUUGGGCAUUCUUUGUGGCCGCCAUCUGCUGCAUGGAUGUGGCUUCCGGAGUGAUCUUUGGUGUCGACUAUGGACGUUUCAAUGAUGCUGCUCUGAAGUACAACGCCAAUAGCAUUAAUGCCGGUGAAGUUGAUCCUAUGGCUGCCACUUUAGUUGCCGGUGGAGUUGCCGCCAUUGCCAUGAUGAUCAUAUCCUUCAAAGGCUUCGUUCUGUGGUUCAUCAACUUUGGACUGCUCGUAUACCUUCUGAUGAGAGCCACUCGCAUUGCCAACGAUAAGGAUAGUGCGGAUACUUUGUUCAAUCCUCGCAAGGAUUCCAAUGAUAUUCUGACCACCAGGCCGCCCAUUCGCGCCUACGAGGAGGAAAAGGUCGAGAUCCAGGCAUAUAACAAUGCGGCCUACGUUCCGGAUAACCGCUCUUUGGCGGAGACCAUUGAGGUGAACGAGGGCGCCAUUGUCCGGGCGGCUCACAUGUCGAUGGAUGCCAAUCUGAUGGAUCGUCGAUUCCGUGACAUCAAUGCCUUCCAACAGUAUCCGGCUCCCAACCCGCAGCCCAGUCGACCUGUGCGCCAAUCAUCGCAGGUGCCUCUACAGGAGACCAUUGUGGUGGCCACAGCGGGAUUCCCACAGCCAGACUAUUCCCCGCAGCUUAGUCCCAAUGGCAUUCUUCGUCCGCACCAGUACUAGAUACUAAGUACUAAGCCUAUUGGCGCCCCUCCGAAAAGCCCUCUUUCAUAUUAUAAUUCUCAAAUAAUCCCCCAAGUGACAGCUAAAGUUUAGUUCAAAUUUUAAUCAACGGUAGAAAUUGUUUCUGCAUGGUUAUUCUUAUUUAUUUGCAUGUUAACAACAAAAUAAGUCUACUGUUAUAAAUAUAUAAAACCAGUAAAGUUA